Molecule: messenger RNA, 4831 nt
Organism: Anarrhichthys ocellatus (wolf-eel)
Lineage: Eukaryota; Metazoa; Chordata; Actinopteri; Perciformes; Anarhichadidae
Gene: arnt2
Product: aryl-hydrocarbon receptor nuclear translocator 2
Biological process (GO): regulation of DNA-templated transcription
Cellular component (GO): transcription regulator complex; nucleus; cytoplasm
Molecular function (GO): protein dimerization activity; DNA-binding transcription factor activity
Source: RefSeq, a predicted model, not a curated record
AUGAACGAGCACAGAAAACGGCUUUCUAGGCGUCUGAACCCAGACUACUUUUCCUCCGCGUCGACGGAUGUGAGGCGGUUGGGCCGAGCCUCGCGUGCCAAUUCCGCGGAGUUUAGACGCUCUCUCACGGGGACUCUAGCCGUAUUGUGCGUCAUCUCCAUCGCUGCCGUUUUGUUAUUUUUCUCCAUUGAGGAAACAUGGCAACUCCCGCCGCGGUCAACCCGUCCGAGAUGGGCAGUGAGUUGCCAGGCACAGUGGCGAUGCCGGGGGCCGUGGGAGGUGGUCCGGUGAGGAUGGGAGGAGCUGUGCCAGGCCGGGGGGGCAAGAGGAGAUCUGGAGGAAUGGACUUUGAUGACGAAGACGGAGAGGGACCGAGCAAAUUUUCAAGGUAUGAUGAUGAUGAUGAUGAGGAUGAUGAUGAGAUUCCUGGUGGGGAUAAGGAGAGAUUCGCCAGAGAGAACCACAGUGAGAUAGAGCGACGCCGGCGCAACAAAAUGACCCAGUACAUCACCGAGCUGUCAGACAUGGUCCCUACCUGCAGCGCCCUGGCCCGGAAGCCUGACAAACUGACCAUCCUGCGUAUGGCUGUCUCCCAUAUGAAAUCCAUGAGGGGCACUGGCAACACGUCCACUGAUGGGGCCUAUAAGCCCUCCUUCCUCACUGAACAGGAACUGAAGCAUCUGAUCCUGGAGGCGGCGGACGGCUUCCUGUUUGUGGUUGCUGCGGAGACGGGUCGGGUGAUAUACGUGUCGGACUCGGUGGCGCCGGUGCUGAACCAUCCCCAGGCAGAGUGGUUUGGCAGCACUCUGUAUGAACAGGUCCACCCUGACGAUGUGGACAAGCUGAGGGAACAGCUCAGUACUUCAGAAAACUCCAUGACAGGGCGGAUUCUGGACCUGAAGACAGGAACAGUGAAGAAGGAGGGCCAGCAGUCCUCCAUGAGGAUGUGCAUGGGCUCCCGACGGUCCUUCAUCUGCCGCAUGAGGUGCGGUACUGCUCCUCUGGAUCACAUCUCCCUAAACCGCCUGUCUAACAUGAGGAAGAGAUACAGGAAUGGCCUUGGACCCUCAAAAGAAGGAGAGGCUCAGUACUCUGUGGUGCAUUGCACUGGCUACAUCAAAGCCUGGCCCCCUGCAGGUAAACAAACACACACACUCAUACACUUCCUGAACUGGAUGCUCUGGUCUCUAUCCCUGCUUAACCCAAACUUCACCUCACUGCAUGAGUCCCUGCUCAGAGACUUGCUGGGGAAAGAUAUUCUGGAGUUCUGCCAUCCUGAGGACCAGAGUCACUUGAGAGAAAGUUUCCAACAGGUGGUGAAGUUGAAGGGUCAGGUUCUGUCUGUGAUGUAUCGUUUCCGAAUGAAGAACAGAGAGUGGAUGCUGAUCCGAACCAGCAGCUUCACCUUCCAGAACCCGUACUCUGACGAGAUAGAGUACAUCAUCUGCACCAACACCAACGUCAAGCAGCUACAGCAGCAGCAGCAAGCGGAGCUGGAGGUGCACCAAAGAGAUGGACUGACUGCCUACGAUCUUUCCCAGGUGCCUGUGGCCAGCGUCAGCAGCGGAGUCCAUGAGGCAGGGAAGAACAUCGACAAGACAGAAGUCCUGUUCUCUCAGGAGAGAGACCCGCGCUUUGCUGAGAUGUACACAGGCAUCGCUGGCUCGGCAGAUAAGAAGAUGAUGGUUCCCUCCUCUACAGCUGGAGGACAGCAGCUCUACUCUCAGAGCUCUCCCUUCCAGCAGGGACACGCUGGCAAAAGCUUCAGUUCCUCUGUGAUCCAUGUCCCCGGUGUGAACGACAUCCAGCCGUCAGGCUCCACCAAUCAGAACCUAGCUCAGAUCUCCAGACAGCUCAAUCCAGGCCAGGUGGCAUGGUCAGGCAACCGCCCCCCCUUCUCUGGACAGUCCAGUAAAGCCCAGUCCAGUCCAUUUGGUAUUGGUUCUGGCCACAGCUACCAGACCGACCCGGCCUCCUACAGUCCCCUGUCGUCCCCGGCCACUUCCUCCCCCAGCGGCAAUGCCUACUCCGGACUGACAAACCGCAGCACAGCUUUUGAUGUGUCGGGGGAGAGCAGUCAGAGUGGAGCCCAGUUCCAGGGUCGGCCCAGUGAGGUCUGGUCCCAGUGGCAGAACCAGCAUCACUCCCAGCAGGCCGGGGAACAGCACACACACCCCAACCCCAGCCAGACAGAAGUCUUCCAGGACAUGUUGCCCAUGGCCGGAGAUCCCACCCAGGGAACAGCCAACUACAACAUAGAGGACUUCGCUGACCUCGGCAUGUUCCCUCCCUUCUCUGAGUAAUACACACCGCCCCCCCCUCUCCUCCUCUCUCCCUCUCAGAACUGGACUGAAGUUUGUGUUCAUCUGUCAUGUUGUCUCAUUUUUCUAUAUUGCUGGAUCACCAACACGCAGCUGAUGUGCAGCACGGUGAAUGUCUGGGUGCACAUACACACACACAGGCCUGCAGUAUGUACCUGUGAGCAUACACAUACCUCAUCUGUGCAAAGAGGAUCCCUGCUGACAGAUGGAGGGCUCAUCAGUCAACCGGUCUCAGCUCUCUGUCUUCACACUGAGAGACAUCGUCUCCAGCUCUCAGAACCAAUGGCGCCGUCUGUGCGGCUCCCUGCAGGCAGCAUCAGCAUGACCAGAGGAGGCCAGUCAGCGUUAUCUGUCACAGACUAGCACUGUGAUUAGCACAGAUUUUACUCUUCCUGUCUUUCACAUUUGACAAAGUCAUUUUUUGUCAGCAGUCCAUGCAGAUGACCAAAAUGUAUGCCUGUGCCAAUUACACAUACGCUGCACCCAGUGAUGGGCAGAGCUGCCUGAUGCCAGCAUCCACAUCUGGUUUGGAGUAUGUCAGGUCUUUUAUCAGGAUGGAAUUACAACAUAAAUCAUUCUGCUCUCAACAACAAAGGGACAAGCUGUUCCAUGCUCCUCAUCGGCUGCACAGCAUCUACACCGUGAGUCAGUCCAUGUCACUAGAAGUAGUACCUCAACAGGGUUGACACAAAGCACCGUCUGAAGGUUCGAGCCAAGAUUUUAUUCUUUUCAAGUUGCUUUUAAUGUGCUCAUUUUAGCUCCUGUUGUACAACUGAAAAUUUGACCUAAAUAUUACUUUAUUGACUUAACAAGAAAGAUUUGAUCAGAUAAUGUAUCAUUUUGGGCUUAGUGGUGGUGUUGAUGUAGAGCUGACACAGAGUUCCACAGUACAGUGUCUUCACAUUUCAUUACAUUUAUCAUUACUUAUCUGUACAAUGCCACAACAGUUGCCCAAAGUUUUCAGAGUACUUGCUCAACUGUGAUUGGGUUUUCAAAAUGACUGCAAAACAUGAACUUACUACGGAAGCCCAGAGAGGCAAGCGAGACAUUCUGGUGAUCCAAGUCUGAUCUAAAGAGUUUUCUUUUCUGUGUUUAUGACUCAAGAACAGUAGAAACAAAAGCUGUUGGCAUGAGAAUUUUCUUUGAGUUGUAAUUUGUAACAAGGGAGAAGACUAUUCAGAUCAAAUUUAGAAAAUGCAUCACCACAAUAUCAUUUUUCACACUUGCCUCUCAGGGCUUCCAUAACUACUCUGUGCACAUUGAAUGAUCCAUUUUCAAAAGAAGACGUAGAGAUAAUAGGUAGUGUCCCUCAUCAUUGUGCACCAUGCCUAUAGGGCUGAGAGUGAGCAGCACAUCAUCCAUCACAGUCUCAACACUCCCAUACAGCAGCACUUAUAUUCUAGUGUUCACCACAGGUUAAUAUGCGCUCAGCCAGUUCAUAUAACUAUAACAAUAACAUGCACUAAGUCGUACAUUUGAGCAGCCACAUGUAUCGUAAUGUGACACAGAAGCUGCUGCAGAUAUUAUUAUCAGAGCAAGUCUGGUUUAUGUUCAGCCAACGUACAACACAGUCAUGUUGACAUCCAUUCAUGAAUAAUUGUAUCGGCAUGCUUCAUGCGUGAGCAUAUGUACAGAAUAUCACAAUAGGACCAAUAAAGCAGCAGUGGACCGACCGCCUCCUCUGGUAACACCUGCAGUGACUGUGGAGAGCAGCAGUCGAGUCAGCAUAACUCCGUAUCGAUGUUCCCACUCAGUGAGAUUCCUGUGAGUGUUGUAGAUGUCCACCUCCAUCUGCCGGGUGCAGCCUCUUGCACACCAUCGCUGCCGGAGAGGAGCAGCUGCUGCUGUCCUCCCUCUCCACAUCAACCUUACUGUGUGAACUGUGUGUAGUGAUGUCCACAACCUGAUGCGAGUAUUGAAGGAUUCUAUGUAUAAAUUUAAAUUUAAAUAAAAACACUCAUUGCAGACAGUUGCUAAACUAAGGCUUAAAGUGCACUUCAUGAAGCUAACUGCUAAUCUCACCAGCCUGCUUUAAAAGGGAAAAACCGCCAUACCGUCCAAGCAAAGCGCAGUAUUUAGUGUAUUUGGUGUUCUUCAGCUCUGGCUACUUGACUUUAUUACUUUAUAAUCUUUUCAACUAUUAAGAGACUGAAUAAUACUUUCUAGCGGGGAGCUUUUACAUGAUAGAUUGUAUAAUCUCUCUGACAGACGGAUAUGAGAACCUCCAACAGACAUCAGAGUCCUUUUGCUAAAGAUCUCAAAUCCACGUUUUUUGUAAAUAAUGCGAUUUUUAUGUCGACUCGUGUUACUUUCACACAGUACAUGUUUUUUGUGUAGGUUUUAAUGAUAUUGUGUGCAAUGUGAGUACAUAUUUAACUAUUGGUAUUUAGUUAGUCUGUUAAUUGUACAUUGAGUUCUAGACCUGUAUAAAUUGUGUAAAUGUGACCCAUUAUUUUUGUGUAACAAAUUGUGCUUGUGUCAAUAAAUUCUUAUUGGUUACGUGGCUUCCA